AAAAAAAUCCAUGAGCGUUGUUUGCUAAUACCAGAGAAUACGUUUUUGUGGGAAUAUAAAUUUGGCAUUUUAAAUUUGCACCGCAGGGACUUGACCAUUUCCUUCAUUUGGCACUUAUUUGAGAAUACAUUUGACGAAAAAAAAAAAAAAGGUGCGGCUACCCUGACAGUCAGUAUGUUUGCUUGUAGACUUUUUGUUUUGAACCAUCGCCCUGUUGUGACCGGACUUUGGCUAUGGAAAGAAUGCUGGCUUCGUUAGUUCACUACAGUAUAGGCCUACAACGUGACCGUGGCUCAUGUGUAAACAGAAACACGCCCACGUCCUUAUUUGGCAGCGAAAUUCUCAUGUAUAUGAAAGUUCUCCAAAGACUACUCGAAUGUCUUGUGUUAUUGACACACGUCUCGAGUCACCAGGUUCAGGGUACCAGUGUCGAUCCUGGACCUGUCUUUUCAUCAAUUCCGUAUUUCAUAAGGGAAGAGUGAGAAAAAUCCUCGUGCUAGUAACGUGAGAGACUUACGCAAAUUUGACAAACCCUACUGUACAGUCACGAGUCACGUGUUCGUGGUACUUGUACGUGCAGCGGAGUUGUUGUUGCCUUGGAACUGUAAUUUCGUCACACUUGGUCUUAUUAUUUCAGAUUCGAUGUGGGUAAAUAUCCCUGCUAGCGGUGUUGCGGACACAAGAUAACCCGCGCAGAAUGUCUUACUUCCCAAUGUCUCUGCGUGGAUGCCACUCAUGGGAACACUGGGAAUGGGACGCCAGCAGCAAGUCUCCAGCUGCCCAGCUGUCACCAUGCCGACAGGCAGUCUACUUCCACACCAACAUGCUUCUGGAGAGCGAGGGCACUGCGGGGGUCCGGGGUACCAAAGGUUUCACCCACGGAGAGCACUACUGGGAAAUUGAGUUUUCAGAGCCUCCCUAUGGAACCUCAGUGAUGGUGGGUUUAGGGACAAAGAAGGCGUUACUGCACACUGGGGGCUACCAGUUCAUCAACCUGCUCGGGAUGGACGAGGAGAGCUGGGGCCUGUCGUACAAGGGCGUCCUCUGGCACGGCGGGCGGAGCAGGAAGUACACCGAGCCCUUCUACGACAAGAUGACCGUCAUCGGCGUGCUCCUCAACCUGGACGCAGGCACGCUGGGGUUCUAUCGAGACGGCCUCAGCCUGGGACCAGCUUUCUCUGGACUGCAUGAGGUGGGAGCUCCUCUGUUUCCAUUGGUCAGCUCCACGGCCCCGGAGACCGAGGUUCAGCUGGGAGUGCGCACCACCCGCCUGGUCUCGCUGCAGGAGCGGUGCCUUAACGCCAUCGCUCAGAGCCUGGGGUCCCGCACCCCCCUGGGGUCCCGCGGCCCCCAGGACUCCCUCCCCCUGCCCCCCAGCCUGCGGGACCGGCUCGAGACUCGUCUGCUGCCCCCCCUCCUGUGAGGCGCUGAGAAGGUGUCUCCGUCCCCUCUGGUGUCACGUGACCCUCGGAGACACGCGUGCGGGUGGCUAUUGGUCAGAUUGGGCUGCUGGCAUUAACGGUCUGUGUGGACGUUUAGGGCCAUAGCCACGGAUGGGCCACGCUAUUCAGGUUUUAAACGUUUUUUUUUAUUUUUUUUUGGAAAGACAUUUCAUUUCUGCAGUAUUCAGAGGUCUUGAAGAGCUAUUGCUCUGGUGCUACUUCUCCAGUCCGCGAUUGUAGACUAACGCCCCCCCCCCCCCCCCUUGGUCCGCGAUUGCUUCUGUUAUCCCUCCACUCCUCCCUGUGAUCGGUUGCCCUCGGUGACUUCUUCUUUACCGCCACCAAAAUGAUUGUUGAGAACGAGAUCCAAAAUCGCACCUUUACCUGUCUGGGGACCAUUUACGGCAGAGAUCGAUACCACCAAAAAAAUAUAUGAUCAUGGAAUCGAGUCCAAAGAAGAGCACAACUGCUUAUGCACCCUUGGCUGAGAUAGAGUAGAAGGAUUAUUGAUCAUUGUCACAACAUGUAUUCUAUUGUCUUUGAAUAUAUUUUACAUCCUGUCAGUGUGUCACUAUUCAACCUCUUUUAUAGUUGUACAUACCUGGGGACAUGUGGGUCCAAUCUUAGGGAAGGAUCUCUGCCAUGACCUUUCUCUUUUAUUUGAAGCGUUGCAGAGUAAACUUCUACCAGACAACCAACACAACCUCUACAAAGUCCUUUACAAAGGCGUUUUUAAUGUGAUUCCGUAUAGUAUAUUUUUACUGUAAAACUCAUGCUGUUGUUAAUUCAUUUUUUUUAAUGGAUUAAAGGGAAGAUAUUAGUCUAAACUAAUUCUUCAUGCAUAUUAUCCACAUGCAAAUUUUAUUUAUAUAUGCAGUGUUGUCUGUAAGUGUUUGGGCAGUGACACAAUGUUGUCGUUUUGGCUCUGUACUCCGGCACAGUGAAUGAAACAAUGAAUAUGAGGUCAAAGUGCAGACUGUCAGCUCUAAUUUGUGGGUAUUUACAUCCUUAUUGGGUAUAUCCUUAUUACAGCCUUUUUUAUGCAUAGUCCCUCCAUUUUAGGGGACUAUAAGUAAUUGGACAAAUUAACAUAAUUCUAAAUAGUUGUUGUAUUUAUUAGUACUUGCAUUUGAUGACUGCUUGGAAGUCAUCAUAGAUAUCACCAGAUGCUGGGUAUCUUCCCUGGUGAUGUUCUGCCAGGCCUAUGCUGUAGCCAUCUUUAGUUCCUGUUUCUUUCUGGGGAUUUUUGCCUCCUGUCUCAUAUUCAGCAAUUGAAUCAGACAAAAUGGUGGAAAAACUGUGAGCCAUAGAGCCUUAUUUAUGAAAUGAUUGUUGAUUGAAGUUUGUGCUUCAGAGAAUAUAAGAAUAAAACUUGAGUAAAGCAUGGA
Molecule: messenger RNA, 2830 nt
Organism: Anguilla anguilla (European eel)
Lineage: Eukaryota; Metazoa; Chordata; Actinopteri; Anguilliformes; Anguillidae
Product: SPRY domain-containing SOCS box protein 3
Exons: 5
Coding region: 698-1423 (241 amino acids)
Biological process (GO): proteasome-mediated ubiquitin-dependent protein catabolic process
Cellular component (GO): SCF ubiquitin ligase complex
Molecular function (GO): protein binding
Source: RefSeq, a predicted model, not a curated record